Messenger RNA from Xenia sp. Carnegie-2017, 1335 nucleotides. RefSeq lists its product as uncharacterized. The transcript is spliced from 4 exons. Lineage: Eukaryota; Metazoa; Cnidaria; Anthozoa; Malacalcyonacea; Xeniidae. The record is from RefSeq and is a predicted model, not a curated record. The coding region runs from base 362 to 1255 and encodes 297 amino acids.
CUGCCAGACGUUUUGAAACUGGAUAUACAUGCAUUCAGCUUAUUAAUUGGAUAUCAUGAUUCAAUUCAUUCAGCUUUAUCAUUAAAUUUAUAUAUGCCAAAGGAUGCAAUGAUCGAAUGAAUUUUCAAUCUUGCAGAAGUUAUAAUUGCCUAUCCACUGCCUUCACUUGAACUAAAGUUUGAACGCAGUUGUUAUUAUUUAUAUGCCAAUAAUAUAAAGCAAUAUAUUAUUCUGUGUUGUUUUACAGUCUCAGUUGGAAGAAAAUGGAUAUAAAGGGUUUACCUUAAAGGAAUUGAUAAAUAAAAUAAAGAAAUUACGCCAGAGAUAUAGGAAAGAAAAAGAUAGGUCACGGCAAACAGGAAUGGGUGUCUUAAAAAAGUGGAAGUCUUUUAACGAGAUUGAUGCUUUUCUAACUGUACGACACAACGUCAAUCCGUUAAAAAUCAUCGACACUAUGGCAGAAGGUGAUGAACAAGGUGUGCAUGAAUUUGAUGAUGGAGAACAGGGAAGGUUAGAGGAUAGCAGUUUCGACCAAGUUAAUGAUAUGAUCAAUAUGUAUGGCAAAGGUGAAUCUCAUCUUCAAAAGUGUCCUACCUGUGAUUACGAAGAAGAGUUAAAAAGUGGUGGGGUACAUGUAACUGAAAAUGGGGCGGUUAUUGUGUACGCCAAUGACGACCAGUUUUCUUGCCCAAAUUGCUCUUCAGAAAAUGACAAGCAACAGCCAGAAAACAUUUCUGGCUUUAAUGAUAACGGUGGAAACGACAAUUGUCCAGUUAUGAAUUUCCAAAAAGAAGUUAAUCCAGUCACAAACAUGAGAAGAAGUCAAGAAAAACCAUCGACAGAAGAAACAAAGUCAAAUCGUGAAACGGCCCCAAGUUUGCCCCGUAAAAAAAGAAAAAGCAAUGUAGAGAAAAGCUUAGAGGUUAUAUUUGCAAAAUUUGAACAGUCGUCAGCAGCUGAAUUUGAAAGGUAUCAGAAGUUUGAACAGGAUCGCAUUGAUAGAGAAAAUGAAUUUCGAUUAAAACAAAUUCAGCUUGAAAAUGAGAGAAGAAGAGAGGAACGGGCACAUGAGCUAAAUAUGAUGCGUAUGAUGUUAUCAUCACCAGCUCAACAGCCUUCUGCUCCGAUAAAUGGUUACCAACAACAUAAUUAUCAUAUUGGGUACAGUGUUGAUCAAUUUGGUUCACAAGUAUAUCCACGUGACAGCAGCGUUCAAAGUGAUUCAAACACAGAAAAAACCUUUUUGCAAUUGUAAUACUUUGUUAUCAUUUAAACUGCUGAUAUUUCUUCAUUAUAUUCGUUUUCUUUACCUGCUUUUCACUGAACAGGUGGACA